Molecule: messenger RNA, 4876 nt
Organism: Carlito syrichta (Philippine tarsier)
Lineage: Eukaryota; Metazoa; Chordata; Mammalia; Primates; Tarsiidae
Gene: JAK1
Product: Janus kinase 1
Exons: 24
Coding region: 73-3531 (1152 amino acids)
Biological process (GO): tyrosine phosphorylation of STAT protein; intracellular signal transduction; cell differentiation
Cellular component (GO): cytoskeleton; membrane; cytosol
Molecular function (GO): cytokine receptor binding; ATP binding; non-membrane spanning protein tyrosine kinase activity
Source: RefSeq, a predicted model, not a curated record
CUCCAAACCGGCUUUGGAAAGUAGAGAAGAAAAUCCAGUCUGCUUUUUGAGGAACACUGGACAGCCGAAUAAAUGCAGUAUCUAAACAUCAAAGAGGACUGCAAUGCCAUGGCUUUCUGCGCGAAAAUGAGGAGCUCCAAGAAGACCGAGGGGAGUCUGGAGGCCCUCGAGCCAGGCGUGGAAGUACUCUUCUAUCUGCCGGACAGGGAGGCCCUCCGGCUGGGCGGUGGGGAGUAUACCGCGGAGGAGCUGUGCAUCCAGGCCGCUCAAGAGUGCCGGAUCUCCCCUCUGUGCCACAACCUCUUCGCCCUGUAUGACGAGAGCACCAGGCUCUGGUACGCUCCGAACCACACCAUCACCGUGGAUGACAAGGUGUCGCUCCGGCUCCACUACCGGAUGAGGUUCUAUUUCACCAAUUGGCACGGGACCAAUGACAAUGAGCAGUCGGUGUGGCGACAUUCUCCAAAGAAGCAGAAGAAUGGCUAUGAGAAGAAAAAGGUUCCAGAUGCAACUCCUCUCCUUGACGCCAACUCGCUGGAGUAUCUGUUUGCCCAGGGACAGUAUGACUUGGUGAAAUGCCUGGCUCCCAUCCGAGACCCCAAGACUGAGCAGGAUGGGCACGACAUUGAGAACGAGUGUCUGGGGAUGGCCGUCCUGGCCAUCUCACACUAUGCCAUGAUGAGGAAGAUGCAGUUGCCGGAACUGCCCAAGGAUAUCAGUUAUAAGCGAUAUAUUCCAGAAACCCUGAAUAAAUCCAUCAGACAGAGGAACCUUCUCACCAGGAUGCGGAUAAAUAACGUUUUCAAGGAUUUCCUAAAGGAAUUCAACAACAAAACCAUUUGUGACAGCAGCGUGUCCACUCAUGACCUGAAGGUGAAAUACCUGGCUACCUUGGAGACCUUGACAAAACAUUACGGUGCUGAAAUAUUCGAGACUUCCAUGUUACUGAUUUCAUCAGAAAAUGAGAUGAAUUGGUUUCAUUCAAAUGACAGUGGAAACCUUCUCUACUAUGAAGUGAUGGUGACUGGAAAUCUUGGCAUCCAGUGGAGGCAGAAGCCAAACGUUGUUCCUGUUGAAAAGGAAAAAAAACUGAAGCGGAAAAAACUGGAAAACAAACACAAGAAGGAUGAGGAGAAAAACAAAAUCCGGGAAGAGUGGAACAACUUUUCUUACUUCCCUGAAAUCACUCACAUUGUCAUAAAGGAGUCUGUGGUCAGCAUUAACAAGCAGGACAACAAAAAAAUGGAACUGAAGCUGUCUUCCCACGAGGAGGCCUUGUCCUUCGUGUCCCUGGUAGACGGCUACUUCCGGCUCACUGCAGAUGCCCAUCAUUACCUCUGCACAGACGUGGCCCCCCCGUUGAUUGUCCACAACAUACAGAACGGCUGUCACGGUCCAAUCUGCACAGAAUACGCCAUCAAUAAACUGCGGCAGGAGGGCAGCGAAGAGGGUAUGUAUGUGCUGAGGUGGAGCUGCACCGACUUUGACAACAUCCUCAUGACCGUCACCUGCUUUGAAAAGUCUGAGGUGCAGGGUGGCCAGAAGCAGUUCAAGAACUUCCAGAUCGAGGUGCAGAAGGGCCGCUACAGCCUGCAUGGCUCCGACCGCAGCUUCCCCAGCUUGGGAGAACUCAUGGGCCACCUCAAGAAGCAGAUCCUGCGCACGGACAACAUCAGCUUCGUGCUGAAGCGCUGCUGCCAGCCCAAGCCCCGAGAAAUCUCCAACCUGCUGGUGGCUACCAAGAAAGCCCAGGAGUGGCAGCCCGUCUACCCCAUGAGCCAACUGAGUUUCGAUCGGAUCCUCAAGAAGGACAUUGUGCAGGGUGAGCACCUCGGGAGAGGCACGAGGACACACAUCUACUCCGGGACCCUUAUGGACUACAAGGAUGACGAGGGGACUUCUGAGGAGAAGAAGAUAAAAGUGAUCCUCAAAGUCUUAGACCCCAGCCACAGGGACAUCUCUCUGGCCUUCUUCGAGGCAGCCAGCAUGAUGAGACAGGUUUCCCACAAGCACAUCGUGUACCUCUAUGGCGUCUGUGUCCGGGACGUGGAGAAUAUCAUGGUAGAAGAGUUCGUGGAAGGGGGCCCCCUGGACCUCUUCAUGCACCGGAAGAGUGACGUCCUCACCACUCCGUGGAAGUUCAAGGUUGCCAAACAGCUGGCCAGCGCCCUGAGCUACUUGGAAGAUAAAGACCUGGUCCAUGGGAACGUGUGCACGAAAAACCUGCUCCUGGCCCGCGAGGGCAUCGACAGCGAGUGCGGCCCAUUCAUCAAGCUCAGCGACCCCGGCAUCCCCAUCACUGUGCUGUCCAGGCAAGAGUGCAUAGAGCGGAUCCCGUGGAUUGCCCCCGAGUGUGUGGAGGACUCCAAGAACCUGAGUGUGGCUGCCGACAAGUGGAGCUUCGGUACCACGCUCUGGGAAAUCUGCUACAACGGCGAGAUCCCCCUGAAAGACAAGACCCUGAUUGAGAAAGAGAGAUUCUAUGAAAGCCGAUGCAGGCCAGUGACACCAUCGUGUAAGGAGCUGGCUGACCUCAUGACCCGCUGCAUGAACUAUGACCCCAAUCAGAGACCCUUCUUCCGAGCCAUCAUGAGAGACAUCAACAAGCUCGAGGAGCAGAAUCCAGACAUUGUUUCUGAAAGAAAACCGGCAGCCGAAGUGGAUCCCACGCAUUUUGAAAAGCGCUUCCUGAAGAGGAUCCGAGACUUGGGAGAGGGCCAUUUUGGGAAGGUGGAGCUCUGCAGAUAUGAUCCUGAGGGGGACAACACCGGGGAGCAGGUGGCUGUCAAAUCUCUGAAGCCCGAGAGCGGAGGGAACCACAUAGCUGAUCUGAAGAAGGAGAUAGAAAUCCUGCGGAACCUCUAUCAUGAGAACAUCGUGAAGUACAAAGGCAUCUGCACGGAAGACGGAGGAAAUGGUAUUAAGCUCAUCAUGGAAUUCCUGCCUUCGGGAAGCCUUAAGGAGUAUCUUCCAAAGAAUAAGAACAAAAUUAACCUUAAACAGCAGCUGAAAUAUGCCGUUCAGAUUUGUAAGGGCAUGGACUAUUUGGGUUCUCGGCAAUACGUUCACCGGGACUUAGCAGCAAGGAAUGUCCUUGUCGAGAGUGAACACCAAGUGAAAAUAGGAGACUUUGGUUUAACCAAAGCCAUUGAAACCGACAAGGAGUAUUACACUGUCAAGGACGACCGGGACAGCCCUGUGUUUUGGUAUGCCCCAGAGUGUUUGAUUCAGUGUAAGUUUUAUAUUGCCUCCGACGUCUGGUCUUUUGGAGUGACCCUGCAUGAGCUGCUUACUUACUGUGAUUCCGAUUCUAGUCCCAUGGCUUUGUUCCUGAGAAUGAUAGGCCCAACUCAUGGCCAGAUGACAGUCACAAGGCUCGUGGCCACACUGAAAGAAGGAAAGCGCUUGCCAUGCCCACCCGGCUGUCCAGAUGAGGUUUAUCAACUUAUGAGAAAAUGCUGGGAAUUCCAACCCACCAAUCGGACAACCUUUCAGAACCUUAUUGAAGGAUUUGAAGCACUUUUAAAAUAAGCAUGGAAACCUUUAAAUUCCUCAGUUUAUCAAGUCCUCUUCCCUCAACAAAUGCCCAAGCCAUCCAAAAAAAAUUUUAAUGGAAAGAGUUUGUAUUCUGUCUAAAGUCACUCGGCAAGUACUUGAGUACAUGCACACGUGUAAGGCACACUGUGGUGCUCACAUAGUUGGGUAAGGACUUCCUCUUUAAAUCGGGCACCAGUAACUUAGUGACAGAUCACGCCCACCACAGUAUCUUAGGCACUUAAGCACUCCUCCUUGUGGAAAGACUAGCCACCAUUUCAUCUGGCUGGCCUACCACCCCCGUUGCAUCCCAACAGGGGGUUUUUGCAAACGAGGAGUUGAGCAAAGUAAUGUCUCAAGAUGGUUGCUUUUCUCAGCUGCCAGUUGAUCUGAAGUGUUCUUCUGGCACAUUCAUCCUAGAUGAAGAUGGAUGGAUUUAGCCGAUACUCCACCACGCCCUUGAAUUUCAGUAUCUAUACAGUGAUAGGCCAUGCAUUCUGAAAAUAGUAGAUGCCAGUUAGUAUGCUAGUGUUUCUAUACAAAAGUGACUGUAUUCUGUCACCAGUAGGACUUAAACGCCGAGUCGUUUCUCCAGUGGCUUAGCUCCUGUUCCCUUGGGUGACCACUGGUACCCACCCAUUUCUGAGAAAACUGGUUCUAACGGGGACCGCUGUGGACUAGACACUUGGCUGCAUGCUCGUUCCUGAGAACUAGCCCGGGCCUGCCUCCUGCGCACCUGUCAUCAGAACCCAUCCCAGGCCUGGAUGCUGUCGCACACGCUUUGAAGAAAUGUCAGUGUACCUAUUCUUUGACAACUCUACCACUUCGGGGCAAACUGUUGCAGCACUGGUUGUGAAUGCUGGAUGCAACCAGUCUGAGUAUAUACCCCAUAUGUCGCACAGUUCUUGGAGUGUUGAGAUACUUACCGCCCAUCUACAAGGGUCUAUCACUAUUUUGACAGUCACCCUGUGGUGCAAAAGUUAAAAGACCCAACUAAGGCGCAAGGGAGUUCAGGAUCCACUAGCCAGCUUUCGGUUUGCUUGGAGGUAGCCGGGUAAGCAAAAAUGUUUGUCUUGGAUUCAGCGUGAACCAUCAAGAUCUUUAUGACCGAGAGCCUGAAAAAAUUCCUGUCAUGCUGUCUAGCAUCUGUUUGAUACCAUUACUUUUCACCUGCUGAGCCCGAAAAAAAACAGUUCAAGAUGGAUCAGUGUCAACAAUGAACCUGCCAUUGAGAUGUGUUCGGUAGCCCUCCAUCACCAAGGUCUCUGUCUGUGUCAAACCUGUGGCCACUCUAUAUGCACUUUGUUUACUCUUUAUACAAAUAAAUAUCCUAAAGACUUUA